This is a messenger RNA of Chaetomium globosum CBS 148.51, 1587 nucleotides long. RefSeq lists its product as uncharacterized. The coding region runs from base 1 to 1587 and encodes 528 amino acids. The transcript is spliced from 3 exons. The record is from RefSeq and is a predicted model, not a curated record. Lineage: Eukaryota; Fungi; Ascomycota; Sordariomycetes; Sordariales; Chaetomiaceae.
AUGGGGCCUCCCAAAACCAAGCCGAGCAUGCAGGAGCUCUAUGCCAGUCCCGAGGACUGGGACACACAACGGGAGACCAUUACUCGCCUGUACCUGCAUGAGAAACGAUCCCUGCAGGAGGUGAUGGAGUACAUGGCCGUGAACCAUUUCUUCUUUGCUACUGUCAAGAUGUUCCGCACUAGAAUUAGGAGAUGGGGGAUCGAUAAGAACAACAAAGCGGCAGAGGUGGCCUAUAUGCUAAAGCUCAAGAAACAGCGCGAUAUCAGUGGGAAGAAGUCCACUUUCUUGAUUCGCAACCGACCUGUCGACUGGGACGAUAUUGAGCGAUAUCUCGCCCGCACCCCUGAUUUCUGGGCCAAGCAUGGCUGCGCAACCCUCGACCUCAGUAAAUCUGCGCACGAGAUAACCUGCACCACACCGCCGCCGGAAUCUCCACGGAUGUUGCCCGUGUCUGUUCCCCAAAAGCUCGACGCCGCCCACGAACUGCGCGUCCACGAGGAAGUCCUCCGCUUCUUCCGCGACUACAGCGAAGGCUCCUUUGAACAAGGGCUGUGGCAAUUUUCACCAGACCAUAAACGAUAUUUCGGCCGCGGCGGCGCCGACGCCAGCGCGCGUCUCAACACAUGGUACGACAAGCUCCGCAACGUCGCUGACUGGCCUGGCCAGGAUCCCGACGCCGUCCGACUAGCGAACUGCCUCCUCGAUGACCUCCCACAGCUCAUCAAGGAUCAGGACUUCACUGUCUUCCCGGCCCUCAUGCGAUGCUGUUUUUACCUCUCGGUACGAAGGCCAGAGCUGGGACGAGUGGUGGUGCAAUUUGUGGCGAGGUUGUGUGCCGUCAUGCUCGGAGAGAAACAUCCCAUGAGCCUGGCUUGGUUACGGAUUAAGUCGCUCCCAAAAGCUGAUUACCUCCUUGUUUUGCAAGGGACCGCCAAGAUCCGACUUGACCAGCUCGAGUCUCGGCAGAGCGACGAAGAGGGCGACGAGAGCACCAUCGCUGCACUGCGCGAGUAUCUCUUGGUCCUUAGGCUAGGCGGGGCAGCUGCCGCCCCCGAGAUUGACCGCGUCACCUGCCAGGCGAGAGAACAGGUUUCGAAAAGCAACGAGGGGCUCGCCGCGUCGCACUGCCGCCUGCUCCUUGGGACAGCAACCUCUUACAUCACCUGUCGCCGGGUCAAGGAAGCGGAGGAAGUCUUGGACCUGGUAGGGACACAUCUCCCAACUUCGUCCCCGCAGGACGCCCAAUCGCAACGCGUCCUCCCAACCUACCUCUUUAUCAUGGGCUUCCUUCGCUAUGUUACCGGCAGGAUGGACGAGGCAGUCAACUACUUUAUGCAGACAUACUAUGCCCUCGAGAAAGAACGAGGGCCGAACAGCUCCGCCGUUGCCGAUAUCUUGCUCGCCCUGGUCGACCUGCCAGGGCUCCUACAAAAGCCCGAAGAAAUUGAGCACUGGCGGAGCAAGCUUACCCAGGUGCAGGCCGAAAUGCUAGCCAGGGCACAAAGGGGGGUCAAGCAGACGGCAUGGGAGCUGAGCGACGUGUGGGAUGGCCCGCUAGAUACCGACGUCAAUACCGGGGUGUGGUGA